ACUGGGGAACCCGGCGUGUCCUCCCGCCUGGCCUGCGCCUAAGGGGGCUGCGCUCGGGUUUCAGGGCCGCCGGGGCAGAAUGUCACGAUGGACGAGGGGGGCACGCCCCUGCUCCCCGACAGCCUGGUCUACCAGAUCUUCCUGAGCCUGGGCCCCGCGGACGUGCUGGCCGCGGGGCUGGUGUGCCGGCAAUGGCAGGCCGUGUCCCGCGACGAAUUCCUGUGGCGGGAGCAAUUCUACCGCUACUACCAGGUGGCCCGCGACGUGCCGCGACACCCAGCGGCCACGUCCUGGUACGAGGAGUUCCGGCGGCUGUACGACAGGGUGCCCUGCGUGGAGGUGCAGACGCUCCGGGAGCACACGGACCAGGUCCUGCACCUCAGCUUCUCCCACUCAGGCUACCAGUUUGCGUCCUGCUCCAAGGACUGCACGGUGAAGAUCUGGAGCAACGACCUGACCAUCUCGCUGCUGCACAGCGCAGACAUGCGACCGUACAAUUGGAGCUACACCCAGUUCUCCCAGUUCAACCAGGAUGACUCACUGCUGCUGGCCUCGGGGGUGUUCCUGGGGCCCCACAACUCCUCCUCCGGCGAGAUCGCCGUCAUCAGCCUGGACACCUUUGCGCUGCUGUCGCGCGUGCGCAACAAGCCCUACGACGUGUUCGGCUGCUGGCUCACGGAGACCAGCCUGAUCUCUGGGAACCUGCACCGCAUCGGAGACAUCACCUCCUGCUCGGUGCUCUGGCUCAACAACGCCUUCCAGGAUGUGGAGUCGGAGAAUGUGAAUGUGGUGAAGCGGCUCUUCAAGAUCCAGAACCUCAACGCCAGCACCAUCCGCACGGUGAUGGUGGCCGACUGCAGCCGCUUCGACAGCCCCGACCUCCUGCUGGACGCCGGUGCCCCUGCUGCGCGCCCCUGCCGGGUCUUCGACCUGGGCAGCGACAGUGAGGAUGAGGCAGAGGGCACGGCCCCUGCACGCGCCAAGGAGGGCCUGCGGCGCUUGCUGGACGGCAUCCUGGAUGGGCGCGCGCAGCCCGCACUGUCCGAGCGCACCCUGGAGACCAAGGUGGCGGAGCUGCUGGCCCAGGGCCGCACCAAGCCCCCUGAGCGCAGCACAGCCAGCGCCCAGAGCAAGCUCCUCAUCUUCACCACCGGCAGCCUCACCUACUCACCACACCAGAUCGGCAUCAAGCAGAUCCUGCCGCACCAGAUGACCACCGCGGGGCCUGUGCUGGGCGAGGGCCGGGGCUCGGAGGCCUUUUUCGACGCGCUGGACCACGUCAUCGACGUGCAGGGACACAUCAUCGGCAUGGGUCUGUCCCCCGACAACAGGUACCUGUACGUGAACAGUCGCGCCUGGCCCCGUGGCUCGGUGGUGGCCGACCCCAUGCAGCCACCCCCCAUUGCCGAGGAGAUCGACCUGCUGGUGUUCGACCUCAAGACCAUGCGGGAGGUGAAGCGGGCGCUGCGGGCCCACCGCGCCUACACGCCCAACGACGAGUGCUUCUUCAUCUUCCUGGACGUCAGCCGGGACUUCGUGGCCAGCGGGGCCGAGGACCGGCACGGCUACAUCUGGGACCGCCACUACAACAUUUGCCUGGCCAAGCUGCGGCACCAGGAUGUGGUCAACUCCGUGGUCUUUAGCCCCCAGGAGCAAGAGCUUCUGCUGACGGCCAGCGAUGACUCCACCAUCAAAGCCUGGCGCUCGCCACGCACUGUGCGCAUCCACCAGGCCCCGCGCCCGCGGCUGCGCCCCUUCUUCUCUUGGUUCGCCAGCCAGAGGCGCUGAGCUGGGCCACCCUGCGCAGGAGCGCCUGUUCGCCCGGAUCUGCGGGCCUGAGGACCCCGCAGAGGACACGGCCCCGCCCUGGGCCAGCGCUGAUUGGCAGAGGACACCGCUGGCGUAGUCUGCCCUAGGAGGGGGUCCGGCAGGGCUGCAGGGAGGGGACAGCCGGACCCACCUCGCUUGCACACGCACACGCCUCCCGCAGCCUGGCGCUGAGCAUGGCGGCCCGGGGCCUCCUGGCCGGCUUGGGGCCCACAGAACACGGGGCCUGCCCCUCCCCCACCCUGGGCCCCAGCCCCCAGCUGCUGGGGGGCCCUGGGAACUUGUGCGCACACCAGCAGGGGGGCAGGUGCACAGCGGCCCAGGUGAGCCGCAUGUCACUCAUCCGAUGUCAGGGCUUGAAUAAACCACCGGCAAAGCAGUCACAGCUGGUGUGUGCACGCGCCAGAGGGGGGUGUGGCCGCCGUAGUCCCCCAGCACCCACCUGGUGGGGUCCUCUGCCGCCCUUGCACCCCCCCUUCAGCAGAAGGCCACAGGACGGGCGGAGGCGGGGCGCAGGGCUCGGCAGGGUAGGCGGGCUGUCCCCUCAGGACAGUUGGGCCAGGAAGGUGCAGUCAGGUUACCCUGGGGCCAGCCUGAGGAGCGGGCGGCAGCCCGGCUGCUGGAGCCCCACAAACCCAUAAACGCUGGAGGACCGCGAGGAAUGCAGCUGGUCACCCCUUGGAACCAGACCCGCAAGCUCCAGGGAUGCUGCGGGGGCCCAGCCAUCUUCUGAAAAGGGCCUCGGAAGUAUUUCAAGUCACGAAGAAAGACUGAGAACAGGGUCAAGACGCGGGCGGGGCCCAGCGAACAGCUACUGGGGGCAAGAGUCAGGCCUGAACAGCUGCUAGGUCUGGGGCGCUAAGGGGGGGCGCUGGGUCCAGGUGAGGCUGGGGCACAGAGCAGCCGAGACCCUGGCCGGGACAGAGCUGGCAGGUGUCCACGUCACCUGGGCAAGCAGGACAAAGCCCAGCAGCAUAAGUGGCCACAGAAAGCACCACCUUGGCCCGACAGUCCGCACCGUAAAGUAGAGCCAGGCCUGUGGCCGAUGCGCUGGCAGUGGAAAUUCCAGGGUGUGGCCAGCAUGGGCACCACAAGGACAUGCAGGAUGGCCCAGAGGCGGACAGCUGAGCUCUGCCGCUGAGCUGAGGUGGGCAGCUGAGGCCCCUGCCCUCCCCAACCCACGCUGCUCACCUUCUCCCCUAGGGCUUCCUGCCUGUCCGGUCGGCGUCCACACGCCUCUUUAUAAGGACGGCCACACCAUGUUGGCCACCCAGCAACCCCAUCUUCACGGGCCAGCUCGGCUGGCUUGAGGAAUGUGGCUGGAGAGGCCUGUGCCCGUUGGUGCCACAUCUAAGUGGCCGGGCCAGGGCCUCGGGCGUGGACACAGCAGGCCAACCUCCACGGCCACCCCCGCUGCAGGCCGGUCCCCACGACAGACCCUGCUCUGAGCCAUCAAACCAGCCUCACGACAGGCAGGCCAGCGCCUGGCCCGGAGACAGCACAGCCCGACAGGCCCAGCGUCCCCACUGGGGGCCGCCGCAGAUGCCGCUCCCUCAAGGCAACAGGCACAAGUCCCUCCUCACAGGUCACCUGUUGCAAGAAAAACACUUUGCAAAGUAGCCAAUUUAAAAAUUGCCAGCCCAGCACCUCCCUGGGGGCACAGGGGCUGAAGACACCACUAUCAGGCUAUCGGCUGUGGCCGGCUGGGAGUGACCCACAGGGCGCAGCAGACCUCUCCUGCUCCCCUCAGCAGUGUGUUUCAGUCAGUCUGCCUGUGCUGCUCCCCGUUCCGUCUCUGGCGGAUCCUGUCACCCCCUACACCUCUGGCCUGGCCCCCGGCUCUUGUGUGCAUAAAUAAAAAUU
Molecule: messenger RNA, 3690 nt
Organism: Talpa occidentalis (Iberian mole)
Lineage: Eukaryota; Metazoa; Chordata; Mammalia; Eulipotyphla; Talpidae
Gene: FBXW5
Product: F-box and WD repeat domain containing 5
Exons: 8
Coding region: 88-1788 (566 amino acids)
Biological process (GO): protein ubiquitination
Cellular component (GO): SCF ubiquitin ligase complex; Cul4-RING E3 ubiquitin ligase complex
Molecular function (GO): protein binding
Source: RefSeq, a predicted model, not a curated record